This is a messenger RNA of Fusarium pseudograminearum CS3096, 3126 nucleotides long. RefSeq lists its product as uncharacterized. The record is from RefSeq and is a predicted model, not a curated record. Bases 1 to 3126 code for a protein of 1041 amino acids. The transcript has 6 exons. NCBI's taxonomy places the organism in Eukaryota, Fungi, Ascomycota, Sordariomycetes, Hypocreales, Nectriaceae. Gene Ontology annotation, molecular function: protein binding.
AUGUUAUCCUCUUUACGACGAGUGUUCCGCUCCAAGACUGCUCCAGUUCGUGUUGAUAAGACACCAAUUUCUGAGCAACCGCCAAGGCUUUUGCCACGAGAUCGAACAGUUCACUUGUACUCUGGUAUAAAAGUCUUGCAUAGUUCUACAGAUGAUGAUGUUGAUGUUGUUUUUGUUCAUGGGCUUAAAGGAGAUUGUCUAAAAACAUGGACAGGCAAAGGCUCAAAUGAACCAUGGCCAAAGACGCUCCUACCUAUUGAGCUGGGCACUGCUCGUAUUCUUACCUACUCUUAUGAUGCAAUUGUUGUCAGCAAGGAUGAUGUUCCGUCACUAAAUAGAAUAUCCAACCAUGCGUCUAAUCUUGUGGCGGCUCUUGCGUCGCUUCGACAAGGUGAUAACACAAACGAAAGGCCCAUUGUAUUUGUUUGUCAUAGUCUGGGUGGACUUGUUUGUCAAGAUGCACUUGUAGGAGCAAGACAACGAUCCGAGCAACACAUACAAGACAUUGCAAACUUCACCCGAGGAGUCAUUUUUCUCGGAACCCCACACCACGGAUCGAGUCUCGCCAAGAUGGGAGAGCUGGUUUCCCGCUCUGUUGGAUUGAUCAAAGAUACCAACAGCGAUAUUGUUCAGGUUCUUACACCAGACUCUGAAGUACUAGCUCGCAUCAACGACAGCUUUCAAGCUCUCGUCAUAAAACGCAGCAGGAAUGAGUCCAACACGAUAGAAAUCACCUGUUUCUACGAGGAAUUGCCCAAGAAGGGAGUGGGAUUGGUCGUCCCAAAGCAUUCCGCAAUACUACCCGGAUAUAUCUCGAUUGGCAUCCACAAGAAUCAUUCAGAUAUGACCAAGUUCAAUACGGCAGAUGAACCUGGUUUCGUCGCUAUAUGUGGUGAGCUGAAGCGUUGGAUAAACCAGAUACGACGGUCGCAGGGCAAGUUUCGGAAGCAAAACCAUGCAGCACAUUGUCUUGUGCCAUACUCCUAUAAUCCGGAUUUCAUUGGAAGGUCAGGGACCCUCGAGGUGCUGAAGAGCCAGCUAGGCCAUACAGGCACUGGCACCGAGAGCCAAGCACAUCGAAGAGCCGCACUACAUGGCCUUGGCGGAGUCGGGAAAACUCAGAUUGCACUAGCUUAUUCGCGCUGGCUACAAGAUUUCUCUAAAAACACAUCAGUCUUUUGGGUUCAUGCCAGUAGUGCUGAACGAUUCUCAGAGGCGUAUACUAAGAUUGCUAGAGCGUGCAAGAUUCCUGGCCAUGACGACCCGAGUUUUGACGCUUUAUCUGUAGUCAAGGAUUGGCUUGAGAGUGAUGAAAGCGGACAGUGGAUGAUGGUUGUUGAUAAUGCUGACGAUAUGCAGCUGUUCUUCCCACAACCAGCUGAUUCGCCUCAGUCCGAGUCCGAUGAAGAAAAUGACAGCCUUGCGGAAUUCAUACCAGAGUGUGUCCAUGGCACUGUCCUUAUCACAACUAGGAACAUGCAAGUGGGAUCAAGGCUAUUGAAGGGAAAGCGUCCUAUUGAAGUGGGCAAAAUGGACGAGUACGAGGCGACUCAGCUCUUGCGACAAAGAGUACACCAAGGAGACGAGUCUCUGAAGACACUUCUACAACUCUCAUCUAGACUGGAAUUCCUGCCACUAGCCCUUGUCCAAGCAGCUGCUUUCAUACAGGAAAACUGCAUCUCAGUCGACGAAUACCUGGAACUCCUUAACGGGAGUGAGGAUGAUCUCAUACAGCUGCUGGAUGAAGAGUUCGAGGCAGUAGGCAGAGACUCGGAUACUCCUCGCGCUGUUGCACAAACCUGGAUGCUGUCUUUCCAGAAAAUUGAGAAACAAUACCCCUUCGCCGCCGAAUUGCUAUCAUUGAUGAGCUUGUUCGAUCGGCAAGCUAUACCUAUCGAGUUUCUCGAGUUCUAUGGCGAAGGCAAGAAGCGCGCAGAGUCAAAUAUUAGGAUGCAACUUAUCAAAUCACUUGGAGUUCUCAAAGCAUUCUGCUUUAUUCGCGCUGAGAUAGGUGGUGAUCACAAUAUGCAUCGUCUUGUGCAGCUGGUGACGCGAACCUGGAUGUCUAGGAAGGGUAAAGCGGCUGGGUUCGCUAAGGAAGCUGUGCAAGCAGUCUCGGAGUUCUACCCGUACGCCGACUUUGAGGAACUCUCGACAUGCACCGCAUAUCUUGCACAUGCAUAUUCAGUGCUUAGCACUCAGACGACAGAGUCAGACGAGGAUAAGCUCCUCAGGGCAUCGCUCCUUCACAGAGUUGCAUCCUUCUUCCUCUUUCAGGGUCGAUUGUCGGAAGCAGAGAAAUUGCAAAGAGAGGGACUCCUGAUUCGAAAGGCUUUACUUGGAGAAGAUCACGCAGAGACUCUAGUUCUUACCACAGAUCUUGCGUCGUCCCUUAGGAAACAAGGUGAAUGGAAAGAAGCGGAAAAGCUUGAUGUAUUCAUCGUCGAAACAUGGAAGCGACUCAGAGGCGAAGAAAACCACAAGACCCUUGAUUCCAUGGACAAUCUUGCCUUGACUUAUCGCGAACUAGGCAAGACGGAAGAAUCUAAGAAAUUAUACACUCACGUUUUUGAGGUUAGGAAACGUGUACUUGGACCAGAUCACAUCGACACGAUCUUUGCAAUGGAUAACGUCGCACUAUUCGAAGAUGAAGACGCAGAAACAAUGCAAAGAAGAGCGGUAGAAGCCUACGUCAGAAACUACGGCGAGGAGCAUCCCGAUACACUUCUCAGCAAAAGCAACCUAGCCAAGACGGUCUUGAGACAAGGCGAGGUGGGCGAAGCUGAGGCGAUCCAAACAAAGGUUCUGGAAGUCAGCAAAAGAGUAUUCGGGGAAGAACACCCAGUCACUUUGACGAGCAUGUGUAAUCUUGGUUCUACGUGGACAUCUAUGGGAAAGAUGUCAAUGGAUACAAGACACUUGUAUCCGGAUGUGGAUAUGUUUGGGGAUGCGAGGAAGCUGCUUCAGGAGUGCGUUCUACUGCGGACGAAGCUACUUGGAGCUGAUCAUUUUGAAACUCUGGAGGCAAGUCAAUGUCUAAAGGAAUGUGAAGAAGCAAUAGAAGAGAUCGACCGGCUUGAUAAAAGUGCGAAGGCGGUUGAUGUAAAUAAUCAGGUGGAAUUUUAG